Molecule: messenger RNA, 1863 nt
Organism: Rasamsonia emersonii CBS 393.64
Lineage: Eukaryota; Fungi; Ascomycota; Eurotiomycetes; Eurotiales; Trichocomaceae
Product: Zinc-binding dehydrogenase
Exons: 13
Molecular function (GO): zinc ion binding; oxidoreductase activity
Source: RefSeq, a predicted model, not a curated record
CAGGAAGAUGCUUUAACUAUUGAAGAAGGGAUAGAUCGUGUACGAAGAGCUAAUGAAGAGGAGAGUAGGGUGGUUGAGGUUACUGAGGAAAGACCACAAAAACGUGCUGCACUUGUGGUGAAAUUUGACUGUGAAGCUUCAUCAUGGGCACUCGCAACCUCAUCUGCGUCUUCUACCGCGGCCGCUUCGUCAUCGCCCAGUAUUCCCAGUGAGACGGCUACCCCGAGGGCCCAGGGCAUGAUCAUUCUCACCUUCCUCCUCAACGCGGCCAACAUCGAGCGUCUCAAGAACGGCCUCCAGUACAUCGUCACCCUCGACGAGGAGGACCUGGAGCCGUACCGUCAGCACGCCCUCCUGACCACGACGCUGAGGCCUUCCCCCCGUCUCUCUCGCGUGAUACGGGCGUCAAUAUCCUCGAGCUCGUCGCCCAGGGCCACUCCCGAGAAGCGCGUGCCCAUCGUCCUGAUCCUGGAGUUUGCCAACGACGGGCUGUUCUGCGAGUGGGCCUACGUCGUCGAUCUCGACAAGGGCAUGUUCGAGGUGUUUGUGGGCGCGGAAAAGAAGGACAAGGCUCUCAGCGACCGAUUCGCCAGCGUGGGAGACGAGGACGAGACCGUCCCGGUUUUUGUCAGGAGCUUCCCUUUCACUGAGUUGCCGGCCACGCAGGACGACUUUAUCCGGGCUUUGAAGGAGAGAAGUUGGUUAAGUAGGAGGAAUAGACUGGCAGAUGACGAACCAGUGCACUACGUCGACACUUAUCAUCCAAUGAUAUCAUGUCUCCCGCUGCACGGAUCGGAAUCCGAUACUCCGUUGGCAGUUUCCUGGCGUAUCUAUAUAUCUAAAAUGACCCUCCCAACGACCUUCAAGCAGGCCGUCUUCAAAGCUGUCGGCGCUCCCCUGACGAUUGAAGAAGUCCCCUUGACCCCGCCCGCCAAGGGCGAGCUCCUGGUCAAGGUCGAGGCGUGUGGUAUCUGCUAUUCGGACACGGUUGCGAAGUAUGGGAGUAUGGGGGGUGGAUUCCCCAUCGUCCCCGGCCAUGAGAUCAUCGGCCGUGUCGCUGCGGUCGGUGACGGCGUGUCAGAGUGGAAGAUCGGUGAUCGAGUCGGUGGAGGCUGGCAUGGCGGUCACGACGGCACCUGCAAGGCCUGCAAGAACGGCCUGUUCCAGAUGUGUGACAAUGCUGUGGUUAAUGGGGUUACGAAGGGUGGGGGGUACGCAGAAUACUGCAAGCUCCGCGCCGAAGCCGCCGUCCGGGUCCCCGCGCACGUCGACGCCGCUACCUACGCGCCCAUGCUCUGCGCCGGUGUGACGGUCUUCAACUCCAUGCGCAAGAUGAACAUCCCGCCCGGCGCGACGGUCGGCAUCCAGGGACUCGGCGGCCUUGGCCACCUGGCCAUCCAGUACGCGAACCGCUUCGGCUACCGCGUCGUGGCCAUCUCGCGGGACGGGCAGAAGGAGCAGUUUGCGCGACAGCUCGGCGCGCACGAGUAUAUUGAUGCCAGCAAGGGCGAUCCCGGCGAGGCGCUGCAGCGGCUCGGAGGCGCGUCUAUGAUUGUGGCCACGGCGCCGGAUGCGCAGGUUAUGAACCCGCUGCUGAAGGGGUUGGGGAUGCUGGGGAAACUGCUCAUCUUGUCGGUCCCUGGCGACGUACCAGUCAACACCAAUAUCAUGAUCCGCUACGGCCUCUCAGUCCACUGCUGGCCCGGCGGCCAUGCCACCGACGCAGAAGAAGCAAUCGAAUUCACCGAGCGCACCAACAUCAACUGCAUGGUCGAGAAGUUUCCGCUGGAAAGGGCCAAUGAUGCGUUUGAGGCCAUGGCCAACGGGACGGUGCGGUUUAGGGCGGUGAUUACGAUGGAGUAG